This is a messenger RNA of Malaya genurostris, 2640 nucleotides long. Its product is annotated as transmembrane protease serine 9-like. The transcript has 2 exons. Bases 45 to 1772 code for a protein of 575 amino acids. Gene Ontology annotation, biological process: proteolysis. Gene Ontology annotation, molecular function: serine-type endopeptidase activity. Lineage: Eukaryota; Metazoa; Arthropoda; Insecta; Diptera; Culicidae. The record is from RefSeq and is a predicted model, not a curated record.
UCAAUCUCCGUCUCGGCAGCAGGCACAUUUUUCUACGAGCAAUAAUGCUUGUUCACCUGUUAAACGUCUUGCUACCAUUGCUCGCUUCGCUGCUAGUGGUUUCGAUCCGUGCUGAGGAAACCGAUUUCGAUGAUAAAACGUGUGGUCGCCAGUUGGCCCCCCUGGAAGGUUUAGUAAAGGGCGGAUUCAAAGCCCGUGCUGGUGAGUGGCCAUGGCAUGUUGCCAUAUUUCACCGAAUCGGAUCUUCGGCCGAUUUUGACUAUCAGUGUGGUGGAACCUUGGUUCACAAGUAUCUAGUAGUGACGGCAGCUCAUUGUGUAACGUUACGAUCGAGCAGGAAGCAAAAACCAUCAGGAGAUGUCUUGGUGAAGGUUGGACGGUUUAACAUUUCCGAAGAGCACGAGGAACAAGGCCGGGACUAUGAAGUGGAGAAGAUUGUGACACACCGCGGGUAUAAGCCGUUGACGUACGAGAACGAUAUAGCGAUACUGAAACUGAGUGUACCCGUGAUAUUUUCUCCUUACGUUCAACCGGUGUGUCUGUGGAAGCGAGACGAUGGUAUUGUGCUGCCGAAUAUCUGGGGUCAAACUGGAACGGUCGUUGGAUGGGGUUUGACAGAUGAAAAUACAAUCGCUUCCUUGCUAAAUACGGCCAAGAUGCCCGUGGUAUCCACGCAUGAAUGUUUGGAGAGUGAUCGCAACUUUUUCGGACGUCUUCUGUAUGCCAAAGUGUUCUGUGCGGGGUAUAAAAAUGGAACAGGCGUAUGUAACGGAGACAGCGGUGGUGGUAUGGUGUUUCAACAUGCUGGACAAUGGUACCUGCGGGGUGUUGUUUCAUUCAGUGAAACACAAGACGAGUCGAAGAUAUGUAAUUUGAAGCAAUUUGUAGGAUUUACUGAUGCCGGUCAGUAUCUGGAGUGGAUCUAUGAAGCUGCACCGAUCAACGAAAAUCCCGAUCCCAUCCUAGGACAUCCAAAUAUUCGACUUAUCAACCAAGGCGACUGUGGGAUGAAUGAAUACAUGUUUGGCUAUCAGGAGAACCGAAAGCCAAUGAUAAGACAGUAUCUGUGGAUGGUGACACUUCGCCACCCAUUUCAGGAUCCUAAGUAUGUCCCAUGCAAUGGGGUAUUGAUCAACAAAAACUAUAUUCUUACCACAAAAUGCGUCGAUUGGAAUGACGAUGUCGCCGUCACGUUGGGUGACUACAUUACCGGUCAAACUCAAGACUGUGAACAACGCAACGAUCAGAGGGUCUGUUUGAGUCCUGUUCAGACAGUGGCGAUCAACGAAUUCUACCAAAAAGACAAAUUGAUCUUAGCGCGACUUUCGUCACCGGCUUACAUUGGACGACGAGAUCACAUUCAAGCGAUUUGCUUACCAACAACUUUGGAACAGAGACAACGCGUCUACCCAAAGUAUAUCCUUACCGGAUGGAAAGAGUCCGGAAACGAUUCGCAAUAUCUGCAGCGACAAAUUGUCGACAUCAUCCAUCAGCCGGUUUGUCGGGAAGAGAUGGGUAACUAUCAGUACGCCAGCGAGGACGAAAAGAACAUCACCGAUAUGACGAUUUGUGUGCGAAACGUGGGUGUGGAAAACCGAACUCCAUUCUGCGAUGAUUAUCAACCUGGAACGGCCAUUCAGGCGAUCGAGAAGAAGUCUAACCGCUACUACCUGUACGGGAUACAGACGGGGAUCUCGUACUGCAGUAAACCGGAGAAAUUCAUAGCUGUGACAAAAUAUGUUGAAUGGAUUCUGGACAACAUCAGACCUUAAGAGAUUGUUCGGGCAGGAGACAAAAUCUGCAGAGAUUAAAUAUUUUCAGUUAUUUAGAGAAGAUUGAACGUAUUAUGAUUUCACAUAAUUACCGCUCAUAAAUACGCUGUUGUCAGCAGUACAGGAUUAUCAAAGCAAUUACAUAAAUAAAACCACGUUAAAUCAGUGCACAAACUAAAUUUAUUACAUUUUAGUAUUUUAAAAUAACACAUAAAAAAACUUGUUUUGAUCCACCUAGUGGUGUAAUGAUGCCUUUCUCAUAUCUCACAUAUUAUCAUAUAUAAAUGAGUGGUAUUCUUCAAAAUAUUUUUUUUUGAUUCUUGAAAACCAAAAAGGUUUGUCCAUAAACUAGUAUAACCUAUAGAGUGAAAAAGUACUCAGGUCAGUUAGUCCAUCUCUGAGGAAACGAAAAGAGGUACUUCCGAAACCGGAAUCUGGGAACCGGUAUAAUCGAAGUUGGUUCGAGAAAAGUGACUGGGAUCCUUUUUUGAGUCUAUGGCUACAAUCCUCGGUCGUUCAUUAAAAAUCCAAGAACAAGGAAAGCCAAAUUAAUGUUUGGCCGUCUACUGACCAUGAAUACCAAUUGGAAUAGUUUUGAGGCAAGUUUAGAAAUUAUUAUUAGAAAUUUGAAAAGAACAUAUCUCGCCUGCAGACGAACGUAGACGAGUAAAUCGACCACGGUAUGAAAGCUCUUUUGAAGUAGUUUAAUAUGUAAGUAGUCUUAUCUGCGCCUUUUGAUGAUAGACAAGUUGAAAUUUUGUAAAAAAACCUGUUUUAAUCCACCUAGUGGUGUAAUGAUGCCUUUCUCAUUUUCACUUUUUCCUGUAUAUUACAGCAGAAAUUCCCCAAAAUACUGCAAUUUGAAAAG